AUGAGUGAGCCUCCUCCUCCCCAGUACACAAAGGAAGCGAAAGAUGUGGAAGGCGCAACAGAUACGGCAGAGAUUAUGAUGGAAGCUCCAUGCUCUUUUUUGGGUCACAUUUGGAUUUUAUACUUCCUCUCUUGUGUGAUAUUUUCUGUCUACAUCUUGAGUCUAUUUUCAUGCUCGGCAAGGAUCCCCUACUGUAAUUCACAAUUCAACUUCCUCAUAAACUCUGAUUCACGUCUGUCUAAGAAGUUAUUAACUAACAUACAAGAAACGCUUGAUAUGGUCUCAUUUUUAGUCAAGGAUUUUGGUACAGUGUAUAUCACAGAUCAAGAAAACUCGUUAAUAGACACAUUUUCAUACCUUAAUGAGUACAAAUUCAACUUCAAUGGAUUUUGUCGACUUGCAAAUCAUAAAACGACCUGCUACAGCGGUAGUAUGGACAUAUUUUCUUGCUGGAUGAGAGAUAUAGGGCAUCAAUUAGGAACCCUAUCGAGAAAAAAUAGUAAGGAGCUAAAUUUGCUAGGAGAAUCAUUUGUAGCAGCUUAUGGUAACCUUUUGAGAGCCCUUUACGAUAUUUGCCUGGAAACUGAAUCAGAAGAAGGGGUAACUGGAAGAGAAUACAGUACAUUGUCGAAAAUGAUUCACGGCUUGGUCAAUUCUCAUAGAUACGCCAAACUUAUGACUGCUGUUUCCUAUGCUACCAUUUUCUUAUCACUUUCCAAAAUCUUCAUCCUUGGAAGCUGUAUAAUCUUUUAUAAAUAUCCAGCUAAAAUAGGUGCUACACUUUUCAAGAUGAUGGUGCUGUUUCAAGUAUUCGUGUUUGUACUGGUUUUGCUAAACUUUUCCUUGUGCUCCAGUGUGCUUAUUUACUAUUUUCAGCUAAUAGAAGUAUUCCACCAAAUCGGAUUUGCAGAGAUCACUUUGGGAAGUGGUUGGUUUAUGAUACAGUUCAACUUUGUCGUAUUAUUGGCGAUACAAGCCCUCCUUCUUCACUACUUCGUAAGGAGGUAUAGAGCUAAGAAGAGUCAAUACGUGGCAGCUUAA
Molecule: messenger RNA, 1041 nt
Organism: Dujonia railenensis
Lineage: Eukaryota; Fungi; Ascomycota; Pichiomycetes; Serinales; Debaryomycetaceae
Source: the annotation of a GenBank genome assembly